Molecule: messenger RNA, 1296 nt
Organism: Vavraia culicis subsp. floridensis
Lineage: Eukaryota; Fungi; Microsporidia; Pleistophoridae
Exons: 1
Coding region: 1-1296 (431 amino acids)
Biological process (GO): NAD+ metabolic process
Molecular function (GO): NAD+ kinase activity
Source: RefSeq, a predicted model, not a curated record
AUGCAUUUCCAAAUCUUUUUACCAUCCGUGCCAUCGCCGGCCAUCCAGUCAGCACGUGCAUACCUGACAACGAGGUAUGAGGUGAAAAGCGGAGCACCGAAUGUUAUUGUGCUGGGUGGUGAUGGUACGUUUCUUAGUGCGUGUGGAGCGUUGCUGAGCUGUGGAAAGGCAAUUGAUGAGAUUGAAUGGGUGUAUGAGAGGAUGUUUGGUGGUUUUGAAUUUGAGAGCGAUGGAGAGGUGCGGAUGGAUGGCGUUAUAGGUAGGGAGGGUGGAAGUGGAGAGGGUGGAAGUGGAGAGGGUGAAAAUGGAGAGGAUGAAAAUGGAGAGGGUGGAAGUGGAGAGGAUGAAAAUGGAGAGGGUGGAAGUGGGGAGGAUGAAAGUGGAGAGGAUGAAAGUGGGGAGGAUGAAAGUAAGAAAAAUCAAAAUGGUAAAACCGUGCCAAACAGUGCCCUUAUCAAUAGCGGUACCGCCACAAAAACAGAAAGCAUAAAAAACCGCACAUGCCCAGCACAAACCAACGAAAAGGAAGCACCCCGCACAAACAGCCACAAACAUUGCCCAUCACACCAACAGAACCGCACACACAAGUACAGGCCAAACGAUCAGAACGUGCUGUCCGACAGCACAGAUCAGCCGCUAACGUUCUACGUGUUCAACUACGGACAUGCCGGUCAUUUAUGCCUGCUGGCAAGGGAUGAUCUUAAAAAAGAAUUUGGCAGUUUUAAAUUUGUAAUGCGCAGGUUGAGCAAGGUGGUGGGGAAGGGGUACUUUGUGAACGAGCUGGUCAUUGGAAGGGGAUAUCCCGGUCGAUUGAACAUUUUUGAGGUGCAUGUUUACGAUGAGGGGUGCGGUGCGCUCAGGGAUGCCGAUACGGUUGGCAGCCCUGGCACGACCAACCGUUCUGCCGGCACCGAUUUGAACAGCAUUUAUGCGCAUAGCCACAACACGUUCAAAAUAACCGUGAGAUGCGAUUCAGUCCUGAUAAGCACACAGACCGGCUCAUCCGCAUACAACAAAUCAGCGAAAGGACCUGUCGCGCUUGUGCAGUGCCACGUCAUAAAUUUCAUCAACCCUGAGCACGGAGAAAAUGCCUUGGUGGUUGGUGUGGAUAGAACGGUACGGGUGAAGGUGCUGAGCACGAAUGGGAUGGGGGUGAUUGAUGGUGUGCGGUGGAUCAGUGGGGAUGAGUUUGUUGUUAGGGGUGGAGCUAUGGUAAGGAUGGCGUACUGUGAGCGUGGUAGGAUUGGUGAUAGAUGGGUGAUUGACCGGUUGUAUGGCGGUUAUGAGCAGCGGUGA